AUGGAUUAUGAUAUUGAAAUAAAUGUCCCAAGGACACAUAAAGAUUACAUAAUGUAUAUACCAAUUGUUUUAGGAGAAAUGAUAAAAAUGAGUAAAGGAGAUGGAAAAAUAACAACUUUUCAUGCUUCCCAAGUACCAGAUAUAUCAAUAAAAAAAUAUGUUGAAAGAAUUGGUAAAUAUAUAGGUUGUAGUAAUGAAUGUUUUGUUUUACUUAUGAUUUAUUUAGAUCGAAUUAUAAAAAUACAUAAAGAUAUUACAUUAUCAUUAUUAUGUAUACAUAGAUUAAUAAUAACAGCUGUUAUGAUAUCUGCCAAAUUUUUUGACGACUUAUAUUAUUCAAAUGCUUUUUAUGCCAAGGUUGGAGGAAUUACAACAAAAGAAUUAAAUAAAUUAGAAGCACAUUUUUUAAAUUUAUUAGAUUAUAAAUUAUAUGUAUCAUCACAUGAAUAUAACUUUUAUAGAAAAUAUAUUUCAAUAGCUGUUCAAAAAUUUUUAAACAGAAAACAAAAUAAACCAAUCUCAAUCGUUAAAACUUACAACCUAUUUAAUUAUUCUUCCCCUAACACAAAUAAUAGCAUGUUUCUUAAAAAUAAGGAUAGCAAUGCUACAAUAUCUACUCACCUUAUAGAAAAAAAUAAAAAUGAAAAGGAAAUAUAA
Messenger RNA from Plasmodium vinckei vinckei, 657 nucleotides. Its product is annotated as cyclin, putative. NCBI's taxonomy places the organism in Eukaryota, Apicomplexa, Aconoidasida, Haemosporida, Plasmodiidae. The transcript has a single exon. Gene Ontology annotation, molecular function: protein kinase binding. Gene Ontology annotation, biological process: regulation of cyclin-dependent protein serine/threonine kinase activity. Bases 1 to 657 code for a protein of 218 amino acids. The record is from RefSeq and is a predicted model, not a curated record.